Molecule: messenger RNA, 759 nt
Organism: Tetrahymena thermophila SB210
Lineage: Eukaryota; Ciliophora; Oligohymenophorea; Hymenostomatida; Tetrahymenidae
Product: endonuclease III, putative
Exons: 1
Biological process (GO): base-excision repair
Molecular function (GO): 4 iron, 4 sulfur cluster binding; catalytic activity
Source: RefSeq, a predicted model, not a curated record
AUGAAGCAAGUUAAGCCUCAAUACAAGUUUCUUAAAUAUUAUAGCAAUAUCAGAUAUUUUUUAAAUGAAAGAAAAAUACAAUUUUAUGCUGCUGGAACUCAUUUAUUAGCUGAUACUUCUAAAAAGUAGCAUAUUUAAGAUUUCUAGACUUUAGUUGCGAUCAUACUCAAUCAACAAACAACGAAUUAUAAUGUUGAAAAAAGUAUGAGAAACUUAAAAUUCAAUAUUAAUUUUACUCCAUAGCAAGUAUCAAUAAUGAAUUAGAAAACAUUUGGAAAAUAUCUAGACGGAAUCACAUAUCCUGGUAAAAAAUCAGUCUAAAUUAUAGAAAUGGCUGAAACUUUGGUAAAUGAAUUUGAUGGCUAGGUUCCAACAGACCCAAAAGAGCUCAGCAAAAUCAAAGGCGUGGGAAAAAAAACGAUUGAAUUAUAUUAAAAGAGACUAGAAAAUAGAAAUAGUAAACACAUUAAAUUAACACCAAAAACGCUCCUCUUCCUCAUUAGAACAUAGGUUAUUGAGGAUCAAGAUAUAGGAAUAUACAAAGACGAAACUUAAUUAAAUAAUCAAGAUAUAUAGGAUUAUCUCUAGUCUUUUAUUGAUCCUAUUUUAUGGAAAACAUUACAUAUCCCUAUCGACUUAUUUGUUGAUGAAAUAUGCUAGGAAGAAAAACCUAAAUGUUCAGAAUGUCCUCUUAGUGAUAAAUGUCCAUCAUUUUAAAUGAGUUUAUAAGAUAAUAAAAAUAUAAUUUUGGAAGAUUGA